AUGUCCUCCUCAGAUGCUGCGCUGAAACUUGAGAUCGCGAGACUCACAGGUGCAAUCAAUCGCGCGAAGUCGGGCACUUCGACGCCCAACCCACAGCAAACACACCUCGCAAACUAUAUCAACCCCAGCUACAAACCGGUCAGCCAGUUUGCUCGAAGGCCACCAAGUUUUACGCAGUCCGUUCCUCCGGCUCCCGGUCCGUCAAAGAAACGCGACGUUGUCAUCGGCGGGAUCGCAUUCGAGUCCUCCAGUCGCAGUCUAGUCCGCAAAGAUCUCUCGAAACCCUUCAAGCCUUCAGCCCGCCCAUCCAAAGCAACCCAUAAGUUCUCGCGAAAUGCACAUGGGCAAAUGAUCAAUGAUAGACGCGCGUACAAACCGAAGAGCUCGAUGCGGCACUCUGGCCGUAAUAUGACUCUCAACAACAAGACCGGACGCUCGUCGACGAAACGUCGCAAGCUACUUGACAAGCCUUGCCCUCGCUUCACCACCACCGGUUCCUGCAGCCGAGGAUUAACUUGCGCGUAUCAACACGAUCCAGACAAGAUUGCCAUAUGUUGGCCAUUCCUCCAAGGCAACUGCGCCAAGACGGCUGAGACCUGUGCUCUCUCGCAUGAUCCGAUACCGCAACGGACCCCGUUGUGCGUUCACUUCGCCAACGCCGGCAGGUGCACGCGGACAAACUGCCCCUUCCCUCACGUCCGUGUGGGGCCUAAGCAAGGCGUUUGCCGUGACUUCGCUGUGCUCGGCUACUGCGACAAGGGGCUUGACUGCGAACAUCAACAUGUCCGCGAAUGUCCCGACUUCGCCGAUACCGGCGCGUGCAUGAUCAAGGGCUGCAAGUUGCCGCAUGUUAUCAGAGCAAACCGGAAUCGGAAACCUGUUCAGGCUGCUCUUGCUCACCGUGCUAUUGCAGGAGGCGCAGAGACCGCUUCCGGCGCUGAACCGGAGUCCGAAUCCCAUGAAUCCGAUGGUAAUACUCAUUCCUUCCUUCACCCUACAGUCGAAGAUGCGCAGCUGGGAGACGAGUAUAUUUCCUUGACUUUCAACGAAAGCGAAGAAGAGGGGGAAGACAGUGACGAGGAACAUGGUGAUAGCGAAGCAGAAAGCGAAGGCGAUGCCGUUUGAGUGCCGCCGACGUUGCACCUGAAUUUAUCUCGAGUAGUUGUUGGAUCAUAUUUUGUAUCUUUGCCUCUCAAUACACUGCAUUUUCCC
Molecule: messenger RNA, 1212 nt
Organism: Punctularia strigosozonata HHB-11173 SS5
Lineage: Eukaryota; Fungi; Basidiomycota; Agaricomycetes; Corticiales; Punctulariaceae
Exons: 5
Coding region: 1-1125 (374 amino acids)
Cellular component (GO): nucleus
Molecular function (GO): metal ion binding
Source: RefSeq, a predicted model, not a curated record